Messenger RNA from Nilaparvata lugens (brown planthopper), 868 nucleotides. It is a transcript of the gene mRpL13, whose product is annotated as 39S ribosomal protein L13, mitochondrial. Gene Ontology annotation, molecular function: structural constituent of ribosome; mRNA binding. Gene Ontology annotation, cellular component: mitochondrial large ribosomal subunit; ribosome. The record is from RefSeq and is a predicted model, not a curated record. The coding region runs from base 237 to 776 and encodes 179 amino acids. Lineage: Eukaryota; Metazoa; Arthropoda; Insecta; Hemiptera; Delphacidae. The transcript has 5 exons. Gene Ontology annotation, biological process: translation; negative regulation of translation.
GUAGCGGCAAGUUAUAGGUUAGGAUGUAUGUUAUUUUAUCACGCAGAUCAUGCUUGUAUAUAAAAAUAGUGUAGUGUACACAUUUGCGAUUUCAGUUUAGUCUAUAAGUUGAAAAGUAAUAUUUCAUCUAGGUUGCUGUUGUUGAGUUUGUGUUGUUUAAAGCUCGUAGAAUUUACAUUGAUUUCCAGUUAGGUAGGCUACCGUACUAUAUUCAAUACCGGUUACAAGAAGCAGCAAUGAGAAAUAUUUUUGAAAGAGUAAAGCAAUGGAAUACGUUUGCGAGAAUCUGGCAUCUCUAUGAUGCUAAGUGGCAGGAUCCUUUCGAAUCAGCAAAAGUCAUACAGAAAUAUUUGAAAGGAUUGCACAAACCAAUUUACCAUCCACUGGCCGACUGUGGUGACCAUGUGGUUGUGAUAAACUGCAAGGAAAUCGCGAUGCGGGGCGACGAGUGGCGUAAGAGAGCCUAUUUCCAUCACACAGGCUAUGCUGGAGGGGGAACCUACACAUUGGCUUGGGAAUUGCACGACAAAAAUCCACUUAUGAUCAUGAAAAAAGCUGUCUACAGAUCUAUGAAGGGAAACCUCCAACGUCGUUACACAAUGGAACGAUUGCAUCUUUAUGAAGGAAUAAAUGUACCUCAAGAUAUAAUAGAGAACAUUGGAAGUGUUAUUCCUCAACUCCGUGAUGUUCCAAUGAGAUUAGAUAAGAUGCCUGAAGAUCAAGUGAAAAGUUACCCAAAAAUUUGGGAUCUACCCAAAGAUUACGUUGUUCGGUAGUUUUAUGCUGAUAAUUAUGUACCAUAUAACAGUAUAUUUAGUUUUUGGUUUGAUUAUAAUAAAUUAAUUAUUUGAAUUGUUCAUAUUGAUAA